This is a messenger RNA of Durio zibethinus, 3519 nucleotides long. RefSeq names its product replication factor C 2 (gene RFC2). Gene Ontology annotation, cellular component: DNA replication factor C complex; nucleus. Gene Ontology annotation, biological process: DNA repair; DNA-templated DNA replication. The record is from RefSeq and is a predicted model, not a curated record. Gene Ontology annotation, molecular function: ATP hydrolysis activity; ATP binding; DNA binding. Lineage: Eukaryota; Viridiplantae; Streptophyta; Magnoliopsida; Malvales; Malvaceae.
UAAGAAUGUAUUAUUUCUGUUAUUUUCAACAUUAGAAAUGACGCGGCAUCAUGAUUCCUCUUCUUUUUCGGGGUGUUUUCGAUAAUAAUAAAAGAUAAGGGACAAUGCUUGCAUUUUACAAAUUUACAGACCCUUCCAAGGAAAAAAAUUAAGAGCGGGGCUAGGGUUGUGGAUUUCGUGCUGUUUCCCUCCAAAUUGUAGGGGAGGUGUGUUUUGGGACUUCGGUGCAAAAGGGUUUUUCUUCGAAGUAACUGCCAGCACUUAGCAAAGCCUUCACUGAGUCAACAACAGAAUGGCGUCCUCUUCAUCAUUCGCCGCCGGCGCUUAUGACGUGCCGUGGGUUGAAAAAUACCGGCCAAACAAAGUCUCGGAGAUCGUCGGCAACGAAGACGCUGUGUCUCGACUCCAAGUCAUAGCUCGCGAUGGCAACAUGCCCAACCUCAUCUUAUCCGGUCCUCCUGGAACUGGUAAAACAACUAGUAUUCUUGCUCUUGCACAUGAGCUUUUGGGGCCAAACUAUAAGGAGGCUGUUUUGGAGCUUAAUGCAUCGGAUGAUAGGGGUAUAGAUGUUGUCCGAAACAAAAUUAAAAUGUUUGCUCAAAAGAAAGUAACUUUACGUCCUGGGCGGCACAAGAUAGUUAUCCUGGAUGAAGCUGACAGCAUGACAUCCGGUGCACAACAAGCCUUGAGGAGGACAAUGGAAAUAUAUUCAAACUCUACACGUUUUGCUCUUGCUUGCAAUACUUCGUCAAAAAUCAUUGAGCCUAUUCAGAGCAGAUGUGCCCUCGUCCGAUUUUCAAGGUUAUCUGAUCAAGAGAUUCUAGGCCGACUCAUAGUGGUGGUAGAUGCAGAAAAGGUUCCAUAUGUUCCAGAAGGUCUUGAAGCCAUCAUUUUCACUGCUGAUGGUGAUAUGAGGCAGGCAUUGAACAACUUGCAGGCUACUUACAGUGGAUUCAGUUUUGUGAACCAAGAAAAUGUUUUCAAGGUUUGUGAUCAGCCUCAUCCAUUGCAUGUGAAGAACAUGGUCCGUCAUGUACUUGAAGGGAAAUUUGAUGAUGCUUGUUUGGGUCUGAAGCAACUCUAUGAUUUGGGCUAUUCUCCUACUGAUAUAAUCACUACACUUUUCAGAAUAAUAAAAAAUUAUGAUAUGGCUGAGUACUUGAAACUGGAAUUCAUGAAGGAAACCGGGUUUGCACAUAUGAGAAUCUGUGAUGGAGUUGGUUCAUAUCUUCAGUUGUGUGGUCUUCUGGCUAAGUUUUCUUUAGUUCGUGAAACUGCUAAAGCAGCAUAAGUUAGGUGGCUAGUAAUAUUAGAACCUGCUGCAUCUGGCAUCCUGAUGGUGAGAACCUUUAAUAUAGAGUGACGUCGCUUUAACAUUUAGAUGUAUUUGGUUUCAUACAUGGUACCUUGUGUUUCUGGGAGCUCUGAAAUUUCGUUAUAUGGGAACUUGUUGCCCAAUUCCUGAGCUUAUAAACCAUCUAAUUUGAUUUCCCUGUAAUGUCUCCUGUAUUUCAAGGCAGUGAAUGAAGGUGGCAAAUAUUUACUUGUGUCACUGUAGAUGCCAUUUUCCUCCUACAGAUUGUUCUUCGGAAAUGAUGGGACACUAAUUCACGAGUUGCAUACAAAAUCAAGUUGCAUUUUUAGCUUCAAUUUUUAGUCUACCAAACCCGAUCGUCGCUGUCGUUCAUAUCAUUGCUUAUCCAUUGUCAAGCGUAAGCAAAUAAACGAGGGAGCAGGGUGGUAAGGUUACAGCCGAAGCCCAUUAAGUAGCUCAAGGAUCUGAUGAUGGGCAAGUGGGUCGUAGCUUGCGAAUUUUAGGGCUUUACAAAUGGGUUUAAAGUAACAAUUUCCGUUCCCAAUUGUUCAUUUUAUGUGGUGGUAUUUUUGAAGAAGCUACCUAUCAUUUUAUUUAUUUUUGGUGGAUGAGAGCGACUAAAAAGAAAUAAAAAAGAAAUGGCAGAUGGCAAAAGCAAAGAGAGUCGCUUCAAAGCAACCAAUUCAGCCCACCAAGUCACCAAUGACCAACCAAUCCUGCCAAGUGCCAGCUCAUGCCUCUCACUCUAUCAUGUUUAUUUCGCAUUCCCUUCUGCAGAUUAACAUUUCACACAUUGACCACACACACGCACACCCCGCUUCAUCUCAGCAAAAUAAGAAAGUUGCUAAUAUAAUAUUUGAUAAUUAAAUAAUAUUAAUGUGAUCAAUCUCCACUGCAACAUACUUGAGUUUAAUAAUUUUAUAAGAGCAAGUGAUUUUCUUACUUUGUUUAAUUAGCUAGCUGGAAUAUGCUUAACGCUUUAAGAAAAGAAAAUUUUUUUUCCAUUGAGGGCAACGCGCUAUGAGGAAUGGGUGGCUUAGUUUGAACCCAAAUUCUUGUCUUCCUUAAAGUGAAAGACAAACUACAUUAUUUGGUCAACUUACUGCUUUAACCAUAGAAGGACAAACUACAACAAAUGGGUAAGGUUUGAGAAGACAAACAAUUGUCAUCAACAAGUUGAACAUAUUAUCCAUAUAUGUUGCUUAAAAAAAUGUUGAAGAUGCAAGCUGUGAUUUGUUAAACAUUUCCAUUUGGACAAUUUGCCAUAUAUAUUGGUAAGUUAAGGAACUCAUGAAUGAGAAAAAGGUUGUGUUUCAGCUUAUAACAACUACAACUACAACUCAAACCAACUCCUAAAACAAAAGAAACCAAUUUGAAAAUGACAUAACAGAAAGUAUUCAAGCUUGGUUGCUCUUCAUUUUUGUUUAUUACACUCCACACAACAAUCUUCUAACACAUUUAAUUUGUUAAUAUAUACAUUUUAAUCAUUUCAUUGAAAAGAUUAAAAGGGAAGAUAUAGUUACAAAAAGCCAGAUUCACAUCCCAUAACGUUCAUUUUGUUUCACAAAAGGUUAAAAGAAUGAAAAGUGCAUCACUUUUUUUUAUUUGAGUUCACUGAGGUUUGUCCAAUUCUCCAGUUAAAAGGAACCCAAGUUUUUCACUGCUUUUUAAAUCAUCAUUUUGUCUCAUAAUGUCUCGUCUCAGUCCUCUCAACCUCCUUUUACGAGUUAUUGUAAGAAUAAUUAAUCUUUUUCAUUUUUUUCUAGUAAUUAUCUGUUCAUUUUCCAUAAAACAUCAAGAAUAACAAUUAAUACUUGAUUUCCACUUCUUUUUCUUGUGAGAUUUGAUUUCCAUAAUUAAAACCGUGUGGACAAAGUUUUGCAAUUCAAUUUUAUUCUAUUCUAUUGCAUAAAACACAAGGUUACCCUACCAAACCCCGCUGUCUUCCUGACAAACCAUCGAGAAGCAACCCACGGGAGAAAGAGGUAGACAGUUCCAAUCCUAAAUUAUUACUACGUUUUAAACUUAUAACUCGAACGGUUAAAUCUGCAACCAUAAGAGAAACAAAGCAAAACCCAACUUUCUUUCUCUAUUUAUUUCCCAUUCCUAGUCUUGAAUUUUUUCUUUCAAGCCACUCUUCUCGAAUAGAUAUAAACUUCGAUUCAAUCCCAAUUUCCUUUGAAAAAAAAAAAAAAACCCAGAAA